CGAAGUGUCACAUGUUCUUCGGCUUUCUACAAUCUGCCAAAACACAGAGGGCUCAGUCAUUCUCUGUUGGCUGAGAAACAUCAAAGAUCAGUCACUGAAUGGCUCCAACAUCACACUGAAACAUCAGCUCCUCCUGACUGUUGUGGAACUAACGACGCUGGACAUAAGAUUUCAGAUGCACCUGAGUGAUCUUUGUCCUUUCACCUGGACUCUUUGAUUAACUUUACUUACCUUUGGAUCCAGAAAAUUGGAGACAAAUUUUCUGGGUUGCGAAAGGCAUCACAGGCCGAGCCACAGCCUGAGGAUUCAUGGCGAUUAACGCUGAUGUGGAGGAUUGGGGUGGAGUUGGCAGUAAUGACUCUGGAGAAAGGGCAUGGCUCUUGCAGAGCCCCAGCGUGGAUUCUGUGCAGCACCUUGAGACGGAUAGGAGGAGGAGCGGGGGCGUGUCGUCUUUGGGAGCAGUCUUCAUCGUAGUGAAUGCAGCACUGGGCGCAGGUUUACUCAAUUUCCCUGCAGCCUUCAAUAUGGCAGGAGGCGUAACUGCAGGAGUGAUGCUUCAAAUGUGUAUGCUGAUCUUCAUAAUCAGCGGACUGGUGAUUCUGGGCUACUGCUCCCAGGUCAGUAACGAAAGCACCUAUCAGGAGGUUGUUCGAGCCACUUGUGGGAAAGUCACAGGAGUCAUAUGUGAAGUAGCCAUUGCUGUCUACACCUUUGGCACUUGCAUUGCCUUCUUUAUUGUCAUUGGAGACCAGCUGGAUCGCUUGAUAGCAGCAGUGGCUCAUGACACAGAUAGUACCGGUGGCUUCUGGUACACUGACCGCAAAUUUACCAUUGUUGUUACUGCUGUCUUGGUUAUUCUUCCUCUCUCCAUCCCCAAAGAGAUUGGCUUUCAGAAGUAUGCCAGUGCACUGAGUGUGAUGGGAACCUGGUAUGUUACCAUCGUGGUCAUUAUAAAAUACAUCUGGCCAGAUAAAGAGAUGACUCCGGGCUAUGGUCCCACCAGUUCUGCUUCCUGGACUGCAGUUUUCAAUGCAAUGCCCACCAUAUGCUUUGGUUUCCAGUGCCAUGUCAGCUGUGUGCCAGUCUUCAACAGCAUGAGCAGGAAAGAGAUAAGACCUUGGGGACUUGUGGUCACUCUCAGCAUGAUAAUCUGCCUCUUUGUUUACACAGGAACAGGUGUCUGCGGCUUCCUGACUUUUGGCUCCAAUGUCAGUCAGGACGUGUUGAUGUCGUACCCUCCUGAUGAUAUUGCUGUGGCCAUCGCAAGAGCUUUUAUUGUCAUCUGUGUGAUCACAUCCUACCCCAUUUUACACUUCUGUGGCAGGGCAGUUAUAGAAGGACUUUGGCUGCGUUUUCAAGGUGAACAGGUGGAGGUGUGUGUACGUCGUGAGCAGAGGAGGAGGAUCCUGCAGACCCUGGUGUGGUUUGUCGUCACCCUCAUCCUCGCCCUCUUCAUCCCAGAUAUUGGUCGGGUGAUCUCGCUGAUCGGAGGAUUGGCGGCCUGUUUUAUCUUUGUCUUCCCAGGUCUGUGUUUGAUGCAAGCCAAACUAUCAGAGACGGACAGCCGGACAGCCAGCUGGCAUGGAUUGGUAGUCUUUGGUGUUGUCAUGGUUACAAUCGGAGCUUUCAUCUUUGGUCUCACCACAACCAACUCCAUCUAUCAAGACAUCAACAGCUAAGAGGAACAUUUUUCGCAGAGCAUGUGGUGUCCUCAUUAUUGAAGACGAGGGAGGGGUGGGGUGUGCUUAGUCCUGUGCUGCUAUUCUGAACUACUGGAUAAGAUGGAGAAGCAUCUCAUGACACUCAUUUAAAAAAAAAAUCAAGACCACUGUGGCAUCCCUGCUCCCGGGUUAAAAGCCCCAGAGCUCUUUGCUCAGUCAGGGAGUAGUCGAAGACACCACACAACGCCAAGUGACUUCAGAAACUUUGCCUUUUAUUUUCUGUAAAAUUUAAAUUGCAUGUUUUAUGUUUUGAUGAUGGGUUUAACUUGCAGUGAAAAUAGUUUGACAGUGUAGCCAUUCCACAGGGCCACAGAGGGCCUCCCUUGUCUCUGGACCCUGUAUGGGUGACGCAUUCCUGUCCUGUUUACAAGAGCUGAAGGACUUUGUAUAGAAAGGUCUUCAAAUCAGAUUGAUUGUUUUUUUUUUUUAUAAUGAAAUUGUACCAAUUUGUGUAUUUUUAACUUGCAUGUCAAAGUAAAUGUUUCUUAUCAUUGAAUCGACAUGUUGUGGUUCCCAGGUCUAAUCCAGGUCUAGACUCUAUAUUGGCGCCGCUGAUAGUUUGUCCACUAAUUGAGAAUUUUGUUUGUUUUUCCUAUGAAAAAUUGAACUGAGUGAUAGGAUUGCACCCACGAGGACACAGCAUUGUUAAUGAGGGAGGUGCUAACUGCAGGUCUUGUUGAUUUGUUCACGUCCAGUCAGUACCUCUAAAUGAGUGGAAAAUGUGAGGUUUUCAACUACAUAGCCAUGGUAAACAAAUCAUAUUACAUUUUGGAAUAGAUGUAGGAAGUCAUUUUAGUUAUUUAUUUUUUUAUUUUUGUUGGUUUCUUAUAUAUUUCAUAAAGUUUUGUACUGUGAAGGUGAGGUUAAACCAUAUUAGUUAAGACAGGUUUGCAAAAGUACAAAGUUACAGUCAUGUGCUGUAAGCCCGCAGACCUUUAAAAGCAGGUGGUUACUUCUAUGUCCAGAACAAUUAAGUGUCAAACAGGCUGAAAACCACAGCAGUGUGCCUCCCCAAACGCUGUGCAGCACAGCAUCACCUCCACAUUCAGGAUAUGAGAACUCAGACUCUUUCAGGACUGUCAAUUCCUACAGAGCAGGGUUUUGAAAAUGACGCCGUCUUUGUGAAUGUAAACAAGAGAUUGGAGUAUCUUACACAGAAUUCAGUUUGCACAUGUACACACUGCUACUGGCAGUGAUGUGUGGAAAAGUCAAGUAGUUGGACUCUUAAGUGUGAGGUUUGAGUUACUUGAAUCAGCUGACACCACUGCAGAAACUCAAGAAUGAUGAGUUAUAAAUAAUUUUUGUUCUUUUUUGACUAAAACCAAAGUGUGAACUUUCUUUUUUUUUUUUAUGCCCCAGCAUUCAAAACCUCAUCUAUUCAACACUAAAGAUGUUUAGAAUAUAAAGUAUGUUUAAAUGAUUUACAAUGCCACAGUGAUAAAAACUAAAGGGUAUUUAAUCCUGGUUUUACGUUUAUUCAAUUACACUUUAUCAGCUUUGGGGUUGCUAAGUGUGUUAUGAUCCAUAAUUCAAGUGAGAUUCAAGGCUGACAGCCAUUUGAUUCUACUAUUUAUUCAGGUUUUUAUCAAACUAAGCAAUAAGGUGUUUUACUUUUGUAUAUGAGGGACAGACAUGGUAAAAGGGAUUUUUUUUUUUCUUCCCAGAAAAGCAAGUACAUUGUAUUAGUCACACAGGUGACAAAUACAACAUAAUUUUGAGAAAGGGAAAGAAGCUGUAGUCAAAACAUUAAUGAAUCCUCUGUGGGACCAGUACAAAAAGUAAAGUGUCAGACUUUUUAUCUUAUUUAAAAUUUUUUGCAAUCAUUUUUGGAAUGUAAUUUGUUUUCAACCAUUUGUGUCAAAUUUUUAUGAUUUUUUUUCUUUUACUCUAUUGGUGCUACAGAUGAGUGGAUAGCAGCUUCAUCUAUAACAGUGAUUUAUUGUUUGCUGGUUGGAAGAAUGUACAACUUUUCUCAAGGCAUUUGUUCAUCAGAAAUCAUUUUUCCUUGUUUCUACAGAACGAUGACGCAUAAAAAUUAUGUUCAUUGGCAAGUUUUAAAGGAACCUGCCUAUGAUAUGAUACUCCAAUAAAUUAACUACAAUCAAUGUCUGUGAAUAAAUAUGACAAUCCAUGUGUCAGUGGCAGUUCAACAAAACAUUUAAUUAAAAGACAAAUGAUGA
This is a messenger RNA of Seriola aureovittata, 3901 nucleotides long. It is a transcript of the gene slc38a7, whose product is annotated as solute carrier family 38 member 7. The record is from RefSeq and is a predicted model, not a curated record. NCBI's taxonomy places the organism in Eukaryota, Metazoa, Chordata, Actinopteri, Carangiformes, Carangidae. The transcript has 12 exons. Bases 309 to 1679 code for a protein of 456 amino acids. Gene Ontology annotation, biological process: amino acid transmembrane transport. Gene Ontology annotation, molecular function: L-leucine transmembrane transporter activity; L-asparagine transmembrane transporter activity; L-glutamate transmembrane transporter activity.